Molecule: messenger RNA, 1561 nt
Organism: Impatiens glandulifera
Lineage: Eukaryota; Viridiplantae; Streptophyta; Magnoliopsida; Ericales; Balsaminaceae
Product: myb-related protein 306-like
Exons: 3
Coding region: 49-1341 (430 amino acids)
Source: RefSeq, a predicted model, not a curated record
UGUGUUCUUCUUAAUUAGUAGAGAGAGAGAGAAAGAGGAGAGAGAGAAAUGGGAAGGGUUCCAUGCUGCAGUGAUAAUCUAGGGUUGAAGAAAGGGCCAUGGACUCCAGAAGAGGAUAUCAUACUUGUUUCAUACAUUCAACAAAAUGGUCCUUCUAACUGGAGGGCUGUUCCUACUAAUACUGGGUUGCCGAGAUGCAGCAAGAGUUGCAGACUGAGAUGGACUAAUUAUCUGAGGCCCGGGAUCAAGAGGGGAAACUUCAAUGAGCGUGAGGAGAACAUGAUCAUUCACCUUCAAGCUCUUCUUGGCAACAGAUGGGCUGCAAUAGCUUCUUACCUCCCUCAGAGGACUGACAAUGACAUUAAGAAUUUCUGGAAUACCCACUUAAAGAAGAAGGUAUUUGAAGGUGAACAAGGGUCAUCAUCCUCCAUACGAAACAAUACCAAAGGCCAAUGGGAGAAGAAGCUCCAAACUGAUAUGCAAACAGCCAAACAAGCCUUCUGUGAUGCAUUAUCUCCACCACCAUUCCCAUCUCCAUCAUCAUCAUCAUCAUCUAAACAAGCCUUAUCUCCAGUACCUCCAUUUGCUUCUCCAUCUGAUCCAUCAUCAUCUAAACAAGCCUUAUCCCCAGUACCUCCAUUUGCUUCUCCAUCUGAUCCAUCAUCAUCUAAACAAGCCUUAUCUCCAGUACCUUCAUUUGCUUCGCCAUCUGUUCCAUCAUCAUCAUCCAAACAAGCCUCUCCACCUCCAUUUGCCUCUCCAUCUGAUCCAUCAUCAUCCAAACAAGCCCCUCCACCUCCAUUUCCAUCUGAUCCAUCAUCAUCAACCAAACAAGCCUAUAUAUCUCUAUCAACAAUAUCCCCACCUCCAUCAGAUCCUUCAUCAUCCAAACAAGCAGCCUUCUCUCCAUCUCCCCCACAGCCACCAAUGUACCCUGCGAAUACUGAAAACAUCGCUAGAUUGCUUCCGGCGUUCAUAGAAAAAGUUGAAGCAGCGAAAUCAGUAAGAGGGGCAAGCUCAGAAACAACCCGAAGCUCAUUGGUUAUGAAUCUAACAAAACCUAGUACUGAUCAGGGUUUUGACAUUUUCAACAACUCAUUGCUGUCUGUUUUGAACAACUAUAAUAACUCUUUGAACAGAUCAAGCCCUGAUGAUGGGUCUUCGGUGGCUGAACAGAAAUAUCCAAAGGCAGUUGGAAAAUGUGAUGAAGCUGAACCAGCACCCCCUUUAAGCCUUCUGGAGCAAUGGUUGUUUGAUGAUAAUGCUCAAGUACUAGGUGGUGAUGAUGAUGAUGACAUAUUGAAGACCAUAAACUUUGGCGACACUAAAGGCUUCUUCUGAUCUAUUAUUUUCUCAAGGCUAAAUAUCGAAACUCUUCUUUUUUUGGUUGAAAAUGGUUUUGAGACUAGUUUGAUUUUAUAUCAAAAGUUAGCUCAAACUCAAGUUCAACCGCUUUUAAUUUGAAAUCAAUAAUAGUACUCUCUUUUUUUUAUUAUAUUUGUAAACUGCUGUGGGAUUACAAUUUGACUUCAGUUAUUUUGAUAAACUUGAUUUGGAUUUU